Messenger RNA from Nicotiana tabacum (common tobacco), 873 nucleotides. RefSeq lists its product as uncharacterized. The record is from RefSeq and is a predicted model, not a curated record. Lineage: Eukaryota; Viridiplantae; Streptophyta; Magnoliopsida; Solanales; Solanaceae.
AUGGAGGAAGGUUUGAGACCAACGUUUUGCAGAUCCGUGUCCAGGGGGUCAAGGUGCACUAGGGGUGUUAAUCUGGUGGUCACCGACACUGUUGCCGUCGGGUUUAUGGUGAGGGAACGGAAGGGUGGCGCUAGGGUUCUUGAGGGGUCUUCAUUAGUUUUUGUACCUUGGAGUUGGAGACAAACCAUCCUUGUGGCUUUGUCUGUUAGAAAUAAGCUGGAUUUCAUUAUUGGAUCCUCAGUCAAGCCUCCUGACAGUUCUCCCUUGGCGAGACAAUGGCAGAGGUGUAUUGAUUUGGUCGUCUCUUGGUUAACCAACUCCUUGUCCAAAGACAUUGCCCAUAGUGUUGAGUACUCUGAACUUGCCAAAGAUAUUUGGAGUGAGUUGGAGGAAAGAUAUAGUCAAGCAGAUGCUGCAAAGAUAUUUGAGCUUAAGAAAGAGUUAACUCACAUCUCACAAGGGUUACUUGAUAUUGCCUCAUAUUUCAACAAAAUCAAGCAAUUGUGGAAUGAAAUUGAUGCCUUGUCAAUCAGUAGAGUCAGGUUUUGUAGCAACUGUGAUUUCAAAUCUAACUAUCAGAAAGAUGAUGAUGUUCGAAAGGCGUAUCAAUUUUUGAUGGGUUUCAAUAAUAUGAGAAGCAGAGGCAUGUCUCUACCUCUUCUCAGUUUCUCCUACAUCUGCCUCUUUCAAUGCUGGGUGUCUAAACAAGAGUUCCCUUCCAAAGUUAAUUUUGAUGCUCAAAGACCUCUUACAUUCAAAUAUUGUAAGAAAUCAGAUCACACUAUUGACAAAUGCUAUAAAUUAUAUGGGUAUGCUCCAAACUUCAUGUUCACAGAAGGUCCUAGCAGUAGGAAAACUGCAGCUCAUGUUUAA